UUUUAUUUAAUAAUUUUAUUUUACAUCUCAAUAAAUUCUGGGAUUAAGAAGGUUUUUGCUAAUUUUUUUUUUUUGUCUUGGGUGUCAUUGCAAAGCCCUAAUGAGUCAUAAAAAAAAAAAACCUCUGAGGUAAGACACUGAAGAAAAAUUGGGACACCUCCCCAUCAUAACAAGUUGAUUAAUUUUCAUCACUUUUUCAUGACAUUACUGAUUAUUCAAAUAAGCUCUUCAUUGUUUUGCGUUGUUCUAAUAAUUUUUGUUUCUGUUCUUGCGUUCGGGGAGAAAGCAGGACCUAGAAAUCUAAGAUUAUAAUUUUCAUAUUAAGUUAAAGAACUUUAAUCUAGAUUUUUUUUGAUCAUGAAACGGACUUCACGGAAUGUAAUUUGUCAAUAAAGUCGCAUGGUGGUGCUGUGGAACAAGAAGGCGAUUAAAAGAAUUGUAAAUUCUGCAGACUCCAUUACCAAAACAAAGAGAGAUCCGGGAGAGAAGACUCUGCAGGUUUUAGCAAAAACUAAGAUGUUUCCAUAAGGGCUGUUCAGAUUACAAAUAAGGAGUAGAGUUCUUUUCAAGAAACGAGAUUAACACUACCAGGAAUUUCUCUUCUUGAAAGGAUUAUGCGUUGUGCACCCACCCAAACAAUGGAAACUGCGCUAGGGAAAACUCAGCGGAACAGGCAAGUGAUGUUCUUUAUUGUAGCUUUUCUCUUGUCUGGGGCGGGUUCCGAUCCGGGGAGGUUUUUUGUGGCAGAGGAAAUGGAAAGCGGCUCCUUUGUGGCCAAUGUAGUAAAGACCCUUGGGAUGGGAGUGGAAGAAUUGUCAGCCCGGGGAGCCCGAAUCCUUUCGGAGGAUAAAAAACAGCUUUUACAGCUCAAUAGUGAGACCGGAGACCUCCUUAUAAAAGAGAAACUGGACCGGGAAGAACUAUGCGGCCUCACCGAGCCCUGUGUGGUACCUUUCCAGAUCUUAAUGGAAAAACCUUUGCAGUUCUUUCGGGCUGAGCUCCAGGUCGAAGAUAUAAAUGACCAUUCGCCCACAUUCUUAGAUAUGAAGACAUUUUUGAAAAUAUCAGAAAGUACUCCAUUGGGGACAACGUUUCCCCUGACUAUCGCUCAGGAUAUGGAUGUCGGAAAAAAUGGUCUCCAAAACUAUACAAUAAGCCCAAACGGCUACCUCUUUCUUCGCACUGUCACUUAUAGUGAUGGGAGGAAGUAUCCAGAGCUGGUUUUGGAAAAAGCUCUGGAUCGUGAGAAGCAGCCGGAACUCACAUUAACCAUCACGGCCAUGGAUGGUGGGUCCCCAGUGAAGUCUGGCACCGCCCAAGUGCAGAUCACAGUUGUGGACAUCAAUGACAACACACCUGUGUUUGCUAAGCCUCAGUACGAAGUUCAGAUCCCUGAGAACAGCCCAGUUGGUUCUCUGAUUGUGACUGUCUCUGCUGAAGAUUUAGACGCUGGUAUCUAUGGAGAUAUAACUUACACCUUAUUCCAACCAACUGCAAAAGUCAGUCAAACGUUUGGAGUAGACCCUGUCUCAGGAGACAUACGACUAAAAAGAGAAGUAGAUUUCGAGGAAAUUCAAACGUAUGAUCUACAUAUUGAAGCGAUAGAUGGCGGCGGUCUUUCUACAAAGUGCAAUGUCUUGGUCCAUGUGACAGAUCUAAAUGACAACCCUCCAGAAUUGACAAUGUCGUCAUUUACCAGCAACAUUCCAGAGAAUUCCUCUGAGACUGUGGUUGCUGUUUUCAGCAUCCGAGAUCGUGACUCAAGGGACAACGGAAGGAUGACUUGUUCCAUCCAGGAAGAUCUCCCUUUCGUCUUGAGAAAACAAUUUGAAAAUAUCUACAUCCUCAUAACAGAAGAGACACUGGAUAGAGAGAAUAAGGCACAAUAUAAUAUCACCAUUACUGUUAAGGAUUUUGGGUCCCCAAGACUCAAAACUGAGCACAAUAUCACGGUGAUCAUCUCUGACAUCAAUGACAACCCACCAGUUUUUAAUCAGACAAGCUAUACACUCUACCUCCAAGAGAACAAUAGCCCUGCUCUUUAUAUUGGUAGUGUCAGUGCCAGUGACAGGGACACAGGGGCUAAUGCCAAAAUCACCUAUUCACUGCUGCCUCUAGAGGAUCAAAACCUGCCCCUUUUUUCCUACAUCUCCAUCGACUCAGAAAACGGCUAUCUUUAUGCCCUGAGAUCUCUGGAUUAUGAAGUCAUACAAACUUUCCAGUUCACUGUAAGGGCAACUGAUGGAGGCUCCCCAGCCCUGAACAGCAAGGCUCUCAUUCGUGUUGUGGUCCAAGAUGAGAAUGACAACUCUCCCUUUGUGCUGUACCCACUGCAAAAUGGUACAGCCCCCUGUAAUGACCUGGUACCCAGAGGUGCAGAGCCAGGUUACCUGGUGACCAAGGUAGUGGCUGUGGAUAGGGACUCAGGGCAGAAUUCUUGGCUUUCCUAUCAACUGUUUAAAGCUACAGACCCUAGUCUUUUCACUGUCUGGGCCCAUAAUGGAGAAGUGCAUACAGCAAGACCUUUCAGUGACAGAGAUGCCAUCAAGCAAAAGCUCUUAGUACUGGUGAAGGACAAUGGACAACCACCUCUAUCCACAGCAGUCACACUGAAUGUUAUCCUGGUUGAUGGCUUCUCUGAACCCUACAUUCAUCUCUCAGAUGCACCCAAGGAACAGGCCCAGAGUGACUCUCUCACUAUUUACUUAGUCAUUUCUCUGGCCUCUGUUUCUUUUCUCUUCCUAGUUUCCAUAAUCCUGUUCAUCUCAGUACACCUUUGGAAGAAAAAAAGAAAUACCUUAAACAAUGAAUACUUUGGAUCCCAUGGGCCUUCAUCGAGUCACUUGGUGGAUGUUAAUGGAACUGGGACCCUGUCCCAGAAAUAUCAAUAUGAGGUAUGCCUGGACAGUGGCUUAGGGAGCAAUGAAUUCAAAUUCCUAAAGCCCAUUAUACAAGUUCAAGGGUAUGGAAAAGAGGAAAAUCUGUCAUUUUAGAAUAGCUAUGGCAUAAAUUAAUGAUUCUGUCCUAUUAACAUGAUAAUUUUAAAUGACUUUUUCAUCUUUUUUAUUGCAUUGUACUAUAGCUAACUUUUUUGUGCCCCAUUUUGUUUCAUGUAAUCAGUUUAGUAAUGUAUUAAACUUGUUUUCUAGACAUCCAUAUAUAUACAUACAUAGUUAUUUUACUUAGAUUUAGAAGGGACUUUAGAUUGUUAUAUAGUUUAACUCUUUUAUCAUAUAAAUAAAAAAAAAAAAAAACUGAGACCCAGUGAAUUUAAGUGUCUUGUUAGGACAGAUCUAUUGCUUGUUGCUAAUGGAAAGAUGCAGUUUUUUUACAACAGUUUAUGUUGUUGGUGUGUUAAUACAGUGAAGCAGGACCAUUUUCACAUUUCCAUUGCAAAUGAAGGUUUGGCCACUAGUAGCAGAUAUUCUAAAACUGGAACUGUAUAGUGUUGAUUAGUGUGACUCCUGCUUAAAGAUGACAAAUUCAUUGAGCAUCCCACAUUUUGGAUAAAAUAUUUCAUAUACCCUGGCUCUUAAUUCUCUUCAUGUCUUUAUAUCAAAUAUGAAAUAAGGGAACCUUUGAAAAAUAUGUUUUCUAUGGUUACUGAAUAAUAUUUCACUGAAGUUUUUAAUAAUGUGGAUUAAGUAGUUACAGGAGAUAUAAUUUUGAUCUAAUGAUAUUUUCAAGAUUUUUUUGAAACUUCUUGUAUUUUCUAUUGUAUUAAUGUAAGUUAAGGCUUUCCACAAAUGGUAUCACUGGUCCUAUGGAAUGUGCUUACAAAAUAUGAAAUGGUUAAAAAGUAAUUUGUUUUUGGAAAUUCUGGCUAUAAAUUAAAUGUUCAAGAAUCCAAAAAAAUUGUUUAGAAUUUUUCAGUGUAUGAAUGGUCACUAAUUACUAGUCAUUAACUGGACCUGAAAUUAUGAUUUGUUUGAUGUAUCAAGAUUACCUACUACUGCUCUGCUUUCAUAACAGAGAUAAAUUCAGUCUCACAAGUUUUCACUUAGGUUGGCACCAUACAUUUGAGUCUUAAUUGGAAGGGGAGAUUUGGGAAGACAUAAAAAUGCACAUUGUCAGAAUAAAGGCACAGGCAAAAGGAAAAGAAUGUAAAAAUAAAGGGAGUGAGAAAGGAUAGAAUAAAGAGACCAAAAGUGAUAAAGAAAGAAAAAAAGAAAAGAAGAAGAGAAAGUGCAGAUCAAGAAAAUGUACUACAUAUGCUAAGGAUAGGCUUAGGUAUCAUAGGUCAACUUCAGGGUUUUUCUCUCCAUUGUUUUAUAGCGAUUAGGCAACUCUGUGAUAAGGAUAUCUAAAAGAUUUUAAAGAAAUCCUUUGAACUAUGAAGAAAAAAAACCCUAUAAAUCUCAUUUCAGAAAUCCAAUACACAAGGUUUUAAGACAACUAGAAUUUCACUUCUAUUAUUGAAGUUCACAUAGACUGAAAUAAUGUAUAAAGAGCAGGAUUUGGAGGAAAACGUCAAGUCUUUCCUCUGGAAUUCAUGGAACUGUGUUACUAAAGGCAAGUCACAUAGCAAGUCAAUUGUCCCAGAUAAUGGACCUAUGAUUUCUUAUAUCCAGGAGUUCUUUCCAGUGAUGUAAAUCUUAAUACACACAUGCAGCCAUUCUGUGUGAUUCUAGUGUAUCUUCUUCCAAAAUUUUGCAACAGGAGAUGCAACAUGCAGAAGCACUUUCUUGUCCCAAUGGUAUCAGAGCAUUUUGGCUGUCUACCUAUCAUCUUUUCCUCUUGCCAUGUAUCCAGAUUAUUUUCUUUUCUUAUCAUGUGAUUUCUUGAUGAUGUACUUCUGUUUUUCUUCAGAGUCUCUUGGUUCCAAGUUUCAGCUAGAUCACAAUCAUUAUCUGCUGCUUUUCCAUUUAUCUCUGUGUGAUAUAUUCAAGUUUUGUUUUUUAGAGGCACUGCUAUGCCUUUCUUAUAACAGAUAGCAAUAAAAUUUUCUGAUUCUAUAAAUUACAAAUGAACUUCACCCUGUGUUUUUCUUUUAGCCUUUUAAAGAUUUCCCUAUAGAACUGUAAUUAAAGCUCUGGAGUCUCCCUCCACCUCAACUAGCGGAAGUUUAAAUAAACAUGAGCCAAUCAACUUUUGACUUCAUGGAGAAGGAAGAUGAGAAAAAGUUAUUAAAUAAGGGACUCUAAAAUGGAAUUUUACCUUAAUGAUUUAAAAGUAUACACAUAUCACCAUACUCUGCAAAGUAGCAAAAAUGACCUGAGAUGUCAAUGAUUGGAGAAUCACAGGAAGACAAGAAUGCAAUUAGUGAAUUCAUGAAUUGGUCUUACCAUUUUGUAAAACAAUUUGCAACUCUGUGGGGAAAGAAAUCACUAAAAUGUUCAUUCUCCUUGAACUAAUGAUGUUACUACUGGGAGUUUUCAGAUCUUAUUGAAAAAUCCCUUAUAGUUUCUCCAGUUUGGAUUGAAAGUCCAAGAUAUUAAUGAUCAUCCACCCAUGUUUCUGGACACUGAGAUGCUCCUGAAAAUAUUAGAAAGUACAACGCCCGGAAUUUUAUUCCUACAAGAAACUGCACAGGAUUUAGACGCAGGGAGAAAGGACUACAAAAUUAUGCAGUUAACCUUAACUUCUAUUUCCAUAUUAAAAUCCGAAAAGAUGGGAAGGGUGGGAAAUACCAGGAGCUCAUUUUAGAUAAAGCACUGGAUCGGGAGGAGAGUCCUGAGAUAAUCUUAAUCCUCUUUACUUUGGAUAAAGGAUCUCCACCCAGGUCUGGCACUGCCCUAUCGGGUUCUAGUUGUUCAGCCUUGAUAUGAGGUUCAUAUCCCUGAGAACAGCCCCAUUUGCUGCCUAGUUGUUACAGUCUCUGCUAGAGAUUUCGGCACAGGAAUUAAUGGAGAAAUAACAUAUACAGUUUUCCAUUCCUUGAAAAGUAUACGCAGAACUUUUCAAAUCAAUCCCAUCACUAGGGACCUAAUUCUUGGGGUAAAUCUGAAUUAUGAGACAAUUCAAGAUCACAUAGUGAGAAUUCAAGCCACUGAUGGAAGGAGCCUUUCAGAGGAAUAUACUGUAUUUGUCCAGGUGACCGAUCUGAACGACAAUCCCUGGAACUGACCAUGUUGUUAUUAACCAGUCCUGUUCCUCAGUGGCCACCUGAAAAUUCACCUUACUGUUGUUGCUAUUUUCAAGUUCUGAUAUCCAGAUUCUGGGGAUAAUGGAAAGAUGUUUUGUUUCAUCCAGGAUCAUCUCCCUUUCAACUUGAUACAACUUGAUUCAACUUAAUACAGAGAGCUCUGGAUAGAAUACAAGAUAACCAUUCCAGCACAGAUUUAGGUUCCCCCAAGUUUGAAAUGGAGUACAAUAUCAUUGUAAUGAUCUCUGACAUCAAUGAGAAUCCUCCAGUAUUUAAUCAGACAGCUUACAUAUUUUAUCUCAGGGAGAACAAUAGCCCCACGUUCACAUUGGUAACAUCAAUGCCAGUAACAGAAACUUGGGGACUAAUGCCAAAGUCACCUAUUCACUGCAGCCUUCAGAUCCUAGAGACUUACCUAUCUUCUCCUACAUCUCCAUCGACUCUGACAAUGGACUUCUUUGUGCUCUGAGAUUACAAAACCCUGACAACUUUCCAGUUCAUUGUGUGAGCAACCGAUGAAGGCUCCCCUGCUCUGAGUAGCCAAGCACUUAUUCAGGUUGUGGUACUUGAUGAGAAUAACAACUCUCCCUUCCUUCUGUAUCCUUUUCAAAACAGCACAAUCCCCUGAAAUGACUUGGUACCCAGUGCUGCAGAACCAGGUUACCUGGUCACCAAGAUAUUUGCUAUGGACAGAGAUUCAGGGCAAAAUCCCUGGCUUUCCUAUCGGUUGCUCUUCACCUUCUUGGUUCAUAAUAGGGAAGUUUGAAUAACAAGGCCUAUCAGUGACAGAUAUUUCAUCAAAUAGAGGCUCUUGGUGCUGAUGAAGGACAAUGCCAAACAACCACCUCUGUCCUCAGUAGCCACACUGAACGUGGUUUUGGUGGAUGGUUUCUCUGAAUCGUAUAUGAAGCUUUCAAAUGAGCCCAAAGAUGAGCCACAGAAUGAUUACCUCACAAUUUAUUUAAUCAUUUCUUUAGCAUCAGUCUCCUUUCUCUUUUUAAUCUCUGUCAUACUCUUCAUCAUUGUGUGCCUGUGAAGAAGAAAAAGGGAAGCUGUAGAGUAUAUGCAAACUUUGGCACUGGAGGCUCCUUUCUAGGACACUUAGUGAAUGUCAGUGACACUGGGACCUUGUUGUAAAGCUACCAGUAUGCGAUGUGUCUGACCAGUGGUUUAGAAGGAGACAGUCAAGUUCUUAAAGUCAAUUAUCCCCAAUCUCUCUGCUCAGAUUACUCAGAAGCAUCCUGAGAAAAUCAUAGCUUUCCCUAUCAGUAUUGGGCUCAGUUAGAAAUUGAAAAAGAAUGUUUUCAAGAAU
Molecule: messenger RNA, 7397 nt
Organism: Sarcophilus harrisii (Tasmanian devil)
Lineage: Eukaryota; Metazoa; Chordata; Mammalia; Dasyuromorphia; Dasyuridae
Product: protocadherin beta-16-like
Exons: 1
Coding region: 615-2993 (792 amino acids)
Biological process (GO): homophilic cell-cell adhesion
Cellular component (GO): plasma membrane
Molecular function (GO): calcium ion binding
Source: RefSeq, a predicted model, not a curated record